This is a messenger RNA of Kuraishia capsulata CBS 1993, 975 nucleotides long. RefSeq lists its product as uncharacterized. The coding region runs from base 1 to 975 and encodes 324 amino acids. Lineage: Eukaryota; Fungi; Ascomycota; Pichiomycetes; Pichiales; Pichiaceae. The transcript has a single exon. The record is from RefSeq and is a predicted model, not a curated record.
AUGGUUUUGUCUAUGAAACGUUCUUUGGGAUCUGAAUCUGCGUCAUCCUCCAAGAAGCCUUGUCUCAAGUCUAGAUUGCCUGGACUCGCGUCUGCUGGAAAGAAAUGCGAGUGGUUAUUGUCGAAGAAGACCCGUGGUGACUCUUCGUCCAGCGAGGACGACGAGUCUGCUGACGAGUAUGUCUCUGAGUGCAACAACAACAAGUUAAGGAAGCAGAGGAGAAACCAGCGUAACAUUGCCAAGGCUUUUAUGGCAGCGCCAUUGGACAGCAAAUUGUCAAAGGCUGUUGCUCAGUACAGCGAUGACGAUGCCGACCAGGAGAACUACGGCUUCGGACCACAGUCUCCACAUAUUCGUCGGCUUUCUCUAGGAAGUAACAUCAUUUCACUACCAUCUCCUCCAUACAAUGCUCAAGGCAUGCCCAAGGAUGGUCACGUUUCGGCGUCUGGAUUUGCCAAGGUCAAGAGGCCACUACCCGAGUCGGACUUUAGAGCUAGAUCGAGAUGCUUUGAGUAUCUGAUCACUUCGAUAGAUGAAGCAUGGGCCAGAUAUUGCGACGCAACUACGUAUGCGGAAGACGAGGUUUAUGGUUUCAACCAGUCCGGCAGAAUGAUGCCAGAGACACCUGAGUCGAUUCCAAUGUCGGACGAGGAAGAGGGCUAUAAGUCCACGAUCUCUAAUUCGACCGCCAUCACUGACUACGAAAGCGAUGGUGACCUAACCAAGUUUCGCAUUUCUGAAAAUCCGUCGAAUAUCAAGCUCCAGGAGCUCAAGGACCGCCUUACCAAGGCCAAGUACUACCUCCAAGACUUCGUGGAUUCUGAUGCUGUGAGGGACUGUCUUUCCUUCUGGAGAAGAUGGGACCUCAUCAAGUAUGCUACCAUUGAUCUCGUCGAAGAUGACGACGACGACGAUGUUAUCGAAAACACGAUCGAAAGUCUCGAGGAAGGCCGUUACUAUGGCUCGCUCAAUUGA